AUGGCCACGGAGGAGGCGGCGGCGGCGUUUGGCUUCCCGUCGGAGGUGCGGCCGGGGGCGACGCGGGUGGGGUGGAUCGGCAUCGGCGUCAUGGGCGGCGCCAUGGCCGGGCGCCUCCUCGCCGCCGGGUACGCGGUGACCGCCUACGCCCGCACUCCAGCCAAGGCUGGUUUCCUGGUCGCCGCCGGCGCAAGUCUGGCCGACUCGCCGGCCGCCGUGGCCGCGGCCUCCGACGUGGUCUUCACCAUGGUCGGCAACCCCGGCGACGUCCGCGCGGUCGUCCUGGACACCACCACGGGCGCCCUCGCGGGGCUCCGACCCGGCGGGGUCCUCGUAGACUGCACGAGCUCCUCCCCAUCCCUCGCGCGCGAGGUGGCCGCGGCGGCGCGCGCCGCCGGCUGCCACGCCGUCGACGCCCCCGUUUCCGGCGGCGACGUAGGCGCCCGCGACGGCACGCUCGCCAUCCUCGCCGGCGGGGACGAGGCCGUGGUGGCCUGGCUCGCACCGCUCUUCGCGCAUCUCGGCAGGCCCACCUACAUGGGCCCGCCCGGCAGCGGCCAGAGCAGCAAGAUCGCCAACCAGAUCGCGGUCGCCGGCGCGGUGGUCGGCCUCAGCGAGUCCCUGGCCUUCGCCGACGCCGCCGGGCUCGACGCGCGGCAGUUCCUCGGCGCGGUGUCCAAGGGCGCGGCGGGGUCGCGCGUCAUGGACCUCUUCGGCGAGCGCGUGCUGAGCCGUGACUUCGCGACUGGGGGCGCCGUGCGGUACAUCAUCAAGGACCUCGGCAUGGCGCUGGAGGUCGGGGACGGUCAGGAAGAGGUCAAUGUGCUGCCAGGGUCGGCGCUGUACCGGCAGAUGUUCUCGGCCAUGGUGGCGAACGGCGACGGCGACUUGUGCCUGCAGGGACUGAUCACCGUCGUUGAGCGCCUGAACGGCAUCCGCAAGUAAGGCAAGGAUGGUGUUCGUCACAACGCCGAACCAAGAUAUGAAAUUUUCGUUUUAGUGCUGUGUAUGUUUUCUGAAUAAUAUUCGAUGUUUCAUCUUCAUCAUGAAGUGUUUAAGCCACUCCUGGAACAAUGAAUGGAUUCAAUCUUGGUGAUGCAA
Messenger RNA from Lolium rigidum, 1101 nucleotides. RefSeq names its product probable 3-hydroxyisobutyrate dehydrogenase-like 3, mitochondrial. Bases 1 to 945 code for a protein of 314 amino acids. Gene Ontology annotation, molecular function: oxidoreductase activity; NAD binding; NADP binding. Lineage: Eukaryota; Viridiplantae; Streptophyta; Magnoliopsida; Poales; Poaceae. The record is from RefSeq and is a predicted model, not a curated record. The transcript has a single exon.